Bactrocera latifrons is the source of this 1554-nucleotide messenger RNA. It is a transcript of the gene yps, whose product is annotated as Y-box factor homolog. NCBI's taxonomy places the organism in Eukaryota, Metazoa, Arthropoda, Insecta, Diptera, Tephritidae. Gene Ontology annotation, biological process: regulation of gene expression. The transcript is spliced from 5 exons. The record is from RefSeq and is a predicted model, not a curated record. Gene Ontology annotation, molecular function: nucleic acid binding. Bases 239 to 1186 code for a protein of 315 amino acids. Gene Ontology annotation, cellular component: nucleus.
GCGGAAGAUGCCAUUUUGUCAAUCGAAUAAGAUCUGGAAAGAACACCAUUGCGAUACAGCAGAAAAGAAUUGGGAGUGAUUUUUUACCAUCCAUCACUCAAAAUUAACAACAGAGUAGUUGAAAGAGUCCCUAACAUCAACAAAAACACCAACAGAUUAAAAAGCUAACAAAAUAUCGUGAAUACAACAUUUUAAGGAGAGAAAAAUAAGUACAUACGAGAUUUUUGUAAGCUAGAAAAUGGCAGACUCAGACAAACAGCUACCGAUUGAGCAGCAGCAGCAACAACACCAGCAGGAUAUUGACGAAGGUGAUGCUGUUCAGGCCCAAUUGAAAUCGCUGCCACCGAAGGAAGUCAUUGCAACCAAAGUAACUGGUACUGUAAAAUGGUUCAAUGUAAAGAGCGGUUAUGGUUUCAUCAAUAGAAAUGACACCAAAGAAGAUGUGUUUGUUCAUCAAAGCGCCAUUGCAAGAAAUAACCCGAAAAAAGCGGUGCGCUCAGUUGGCGAUGGUGAAGUCGUCGAAUUUGAUGUUGUCAUAGGAGAAAAAGGUAAUGAAGCCGCCAAUGUUACUGGUCCAUCUGGUGAACCGGUACGUGGUAGUCAAUUCGCCGCUGACAAACGCAGAAACUAUCGCCCAUGGAAUAACCGCAAUCGCCGCAAGCCUCAAGGUGGACAAGGACCAGACGGAAAUGUUCAACAAGGUGUUGAAGGCGAAGUUAGAUCUGACGGUCAACAGCAGCAACGUCCACAGCGUAACUACCGUCGUGGAGGUGGUCCAACCGGUGGCCCUGGUGGUCGUGGCGGUCGCGGUCGUCGUUUCAAUAACUAUUAUCCACGAAAUCAAGGUAGACGUUCAGGUGGCAGCGAAAGUGGAUUGAUCGAGGGCGGAAAUGACCAGAACGCUGACUCCACACAAAGGGGCGGUGAUGGUCAAGAUUUGCCAGCGCGACGGCCACAAAGACGUUUCGUCCGGCGCAAUUUCAAUAAUGGCGGAGGUAGACGUGGUCCACGCGAUGAUGAAGUUUUCGGCAAUGGUGGACAAGGACCUCCACGCAACAAUCGUCCAAGACGAAACAGGAAACCCAUCGGUGCUGGAGGUGGCUCUGGUGCCGAAGGUCAACAUCAACAGUCUCAGCAGGACGUUGGUCACGAAGUGCAGAAUACCACAACUGAAAGUACAGCAUAAUCCACCGGUUAGGUGACAAUAAUGCGAUUCUACACCGAACAACCAACAAAUCAAACAACAACAAUUGCAACAGGAGUGGAAUAGAAAUAAAAAAAAAAACAGCUUAUUAAAGAAAAAAACCAAAUUAAUUUUGUUUUAUAAAGAAAAAUGUAUGUGGUAGAACGCAUUACACAAUACUAAUCAAAAAAGAAAACUCUAGAAGCGAAAUGUUAGUCCGCAUGUACUAUUAGCAAUUUUUUUGUUUUUUUUUUGCUAUACACAUCAGUUAUAAUACAACAUAUGAGAUGUCUUCACGAUUAAGGAUAUUUUAUAUAUAUUCGUGAACUAAUUAGGCUGAUGAUAAAAACUGUUAAAUUUGAUCCCUCUUU